Molecule: messenger RNA, 466 nt
Organism: Lucilia sericata (common green bottle fly)
Lineage: Eukaryota; Metazoa; Arthropoda; Insecta; Diptera; Calliphoridae
Exons: 4
Coding region: 116-439 (107 amino acids)
Source: RefSeq, a predicted model, not a curated record
GUGGUUAAGUUGCAAAUAAGCAAAAGUUAAGUGUAAUUUAAUAUAAUUAAUUAUUUCAGUACACUUUUCUUUAUCUUUAGAAUAGGCUGUAAAUUUAAUUCAAUUUUAAUUUAAAAUGAAACUAACAUUUGCUGCGCUGCUAACUUUACUCAUAAUAUUAAUUAAUUCACAAAAUUCGAAGGCGGAAAUAGAUAAUAUAAAUGACAUAGAUGAUUAUGUAGAUUAUCUUAUAAAACAUAAAAAACCCGAUGACAAUGUUAUCGUUGGGAAUAAUAUUCAUGACCGUGUUUUGAUUAAUGGAAAGGAAAUUUCUAAUGGCCAGAAUAAUAAAGAUCAUUCUGCUGGAACUAAAUAUGAUGGAAAAGAAUCUCAUAAAACUGAAGAAUUAAGCCUAUGGCAAAGAUUCAAAAACUGGUUAAGCGAAAUUUUUAAAUUCUAAUUUGAAACAAUAAAAAUUUUGUAGUAU